AUGGCUUCGCGAGAAAACCAACCUCUUAAUAAUUUUUCCGAAGGCAUAUCUAUAAAUAAUUCUUAUUUCAACAAUAAAAUCUUACUUGAAAAAGAGGAAAUAAUUAAAUUUAUUGAUGACGCUCAAUUAAACAAUCCUCUUUAUUUAGAGAGUUUAAAAUCCCUAAGAAUGUUGGAGAAUGGGGGAUUUGGUCAUGAGGAUAUGAGCAAUCU
Molecule: messenger RNA, 212 nt
Organism: Entrophospora sp. SA101
Lineage: Eukaryota; Fungi; Glomeromycota; Glomeromycetes; Entrophosporales; Entrophosporaceae
Source: the annotation of a GenBank genome assembly